Megachile rotundata (alfalfa leafcutting bee) is the source of this 2026-nucleotide messenger RNA. RefSeq lists its product as uncharacterized. NCBI's taxonomy places the organism in Eukaryota, Metazoa, Arthropoda, Insecta, Hymenoptera, Megachilidae. The record is from RefSeq and is a predicted model, not a curated record.
AUAUUCAUUUAUUAAGUACUAGAAACAGUAAUAUAUAUACAUAAUGUUAUGCAAAUACAUAAAGAAGAGGUCAAAUUAACACAUUCACAUAGUCGAACAGGUAAAUGUAUCGGCAUCGUUGUGUCGUAUGGUUUUCCUUGCCCCACCCUUCUUUUUCGUAUCGUAAUGCUGCACACCUUGAUUUCGUGUAUUACGUACUUUUGCACCUCACGGAUAUGAGAUAGGUCAUAUCACAACAGUUGUUAUUAUAUAUUUAUAAGUAUAUAAAAAUAGUCGAAUGAAUAUUCAAUACAAUGAUUUGGCAAUUAAUUAUUGUGGAAAGUGAAAAUGAAUUCACAGGACACAACCGAUAAUGUCUCAACAAUAAAUUCACCUAACAUAUCUACAAGAACCAAAAAUUGGGUCCAAUUUGAAGAUGAAACACCUGUUAAAGAUAAUGGCACUUUGGAAGAAAAAACUAAAAUAAGUGCUGCAGCUGUAAUAAAACCUGAAUCAGUUACAGUAGAUGUUGAGAAAAUUGGUAAAAAUGUUGAUAAAGUAGAUAAUCGACAAAUGAAAAACAAUGAGUAUAAAGGAGCUGUGAUAUCAACUGAAUCCGUCCAGAUUAAUUUAGAUAGAUCAGGCUUAAGUCGGUCUAUCACAUCCGAAAGUCCAGAUCUUAAUUUGCCGUCCGAAAUAAAAGUUUCCGAUCCUAAAAGUGCUUCUCUGAAAACAAUCGAUCUCCGAGAUGUGUCUAAUGGCAGAAGUGCUAUAAAUAAUAUUAUAAGUACACCUAUUGGAAAUAUUAGACAAGGUUUUGCUAAUGGGGAUACUAUAGUUACUCUUUUACCAGUUAAUACUAGAUGGCCAUGGAUCACUCCUGCCAAAUUUCGACCAGAAUUAGUUCCAGAGGAAUUAAUGGCUCAAGGCUUAACGCUUACAGUAGAAGAUUACGUACAUAUUAUGGAGUUGCUUGUGAAUGAUGUACGUUUUAAUAUGUACAAUGUAUGCUACAAAAGAAUCCUUGUCCUUUGGAUAUUUACUGCAUUUAUUGUAUUGCUUGGCUUAUUAUUUUCUGGAGUAACUGGCCUUACUUUAUUUGGGCUCGGCAUUAUGUGGUUAGUCCUAAAUGCUGCUGCAAUAUUCUUUUGCAUGUUUAUCAAGAUAAAAUUAAAUCAUAAUCUUGAGAAAUGUAUGGCUCAAGUCAACAAGCAUUUACUUCGACAUAAAAUAUUGCUUGGAUUGGAUGAUAGAGGGAAGAUUUCUUGUCACAAAGUCAAUCUCUGUUUUAUAUAUUUUGAUACCACAGAUUGCAUCAAAAAAUUACAAGAAGUUAUAGAACGUGAAGAACGCGAGGGAAGAAUAAUCGGCGAAGAUGGAAAUUCUGAAAUGCGUAGGAAAAGGGAAUUACAGCAGCGAAUGGAUAUUGAUGAUAGCGAUAUUGUCAUACAGGGCAGCACAACCACUAGAAUCUCUCGUAAGCAGGAACGGGCGGAGUUGCUGUUGCUGAGGUAUGCAUCUCGAUGGGCACACCACUUUGUGCGCCGCAGACUUGAUCUGGUUAUAGACUCACAGGAACGAAAUAGAGACAUCGCCGGUCUAUCUGUUUCUCCACGACAUUGUGUCUCCGCCCGUUGUCCUUGUCAAUUCAUUGAGGACCAUCUCAAAUACAAGCCUAGAGGUAUUUGUUACUAACCACUGACUAAUCCAGGGAUCUGUUGCUUGCAUGCAGCUGGACAAAAGACAGUGUGCUUUGAUAUUUUAUCUCGCAAUCAUUCACAUAUUGUGAAUACAUGAAAAUCAUUCACAAAUUGGUACAGGUGUAAGUAUAGCUUAACUUGUAUUUUCGCCAUAUACAUACAUGUUUAAAUGAACACAUUACGAUUUACGAAAAUACAUUGCUUUAUAUGCACUUAUUUAUGUACAUAUUACUUUAUUUAUGUUUCAUAACUACAAAACUUUGCUAUAAAGAAAAAGUUCUUUGUAGAAAUUAAUUGUUAAUUAUAUAUUGUUUUAAACUAGUGAUACAGAAUACUAAUUUCAAAUA